UUUUGUUUUUUUUUUUGAGGACCAAAACAAAUCGCUUUGCAUUGUCCAAUUUUCAUGGCAAGCAGUAGAACAGAAGAGCGUUCAAUACAAACUUCCAUUGUGGAAAAAGCAAGAUAUGCAGUUGGUGGAGACUCUGAAGAGGAAAUAGAAGCUGAGUUACACAAGUUGGAGCAUUGCUGUGUUUCACAUAGACAGUAUUUCAUAUUUGCUUUGCCCAUCUUUGGAAAGGCAAAAUAUUUUGUGUGGAUUUUGGCUUCCUUGGCAAGUAUUGGAGGUAUAUUGUAUGGGAUUGAUCAAUCCUUAAUAAGCAGCGCAGGUUUAUAUAUUCCUGAAGAUUUGCAUUAUGAUUCCAACAUAGAAUCCAUCAUAUCUGGCUUUAUGCCUCUAGGAGGGAUAUUUGGGGCAUUUUUGGUUUAUCCAGCGAAUGAACUCUUUGGAAGAAAAUGGUCUAUCGCGAGUGCCUGUCUAUUGGAUAUAUGUGGAGGUAUUUUGGAAGCUGAUGCUCAUUCUUGGCAAAUGCUUUUAGCUGGAAGAAUGAUUGUUGGUGUUGGAGUUGCUAUUGAAGCAGCAACUGUACCGGGAUAUAUUGCAGAAUGUAGUCCUAAACAUCGCAGAGGUAGUUUAGUUUCACUUUAUCAACUUUGUGUCAUGUUGGGUCUUUUGUUUGGUUAUAUCGAUGCUGCUAUAUUUGUGAACUUGGCAGGAAAUUGGAGAUGGAUGUUGGGUUCCUCAUUAUUAUUUUCCGGUAUAUUUCUUAUAUCCAUUUGUGUACUUCCAGAGAGCCCAAGAUAUCUUAUGAAAGAAGGAAGAAGGGUUGAAGCCUAUUUUGUAUGGAAACGAAUUCGAGGUUUUCAAACUUUUGAAGAGAAGAAGGAAUUCUUUUGGAUGGAACAGCAAGUUUUGAAAGAGAUGCAGGAAUCAAAAGAUCGUUGGAAUGUGUUGGACUUUGUAAGAAAGCCUCGUUGUAGAAGAGCUGCACAAUAUGCUAUUAUUUUGAUGAUCUUGCAACAGUUUUCUGGUAUCAACACUAUUAAUCAUUAUAUGGGCAUCUUGAUGCUCGAAAUAGGAAUGAAUAAGCAGAAUGCUGUCUAUAUGAGUGUGAUUGGAGGAGCCACAGGUCUCCUUUCCACUAUUCCUGCCAUUUACUUGGUUGAUCGUUUAGGAAGAAGAACGCUCUUGCUAAGUUUCAUUGGUGGAGUCUUUUGUGGUCUUCUCAUCAUUGGAUUUUCUUUUUGGACAACCAACAUUCGGACCAAAGUGGGUCUCUAUAUAUGGGGUGUCGUUGUAUAUUAUCUAUUUUGGGGUUCAUGUUUAGGACCUAUUCCUUGGGUAGUGGGAUCGGAAGUCUGGCCAACUUAUCUUAGAAGUCAAGGAUUAUGUAUUGCUGAUAUUUCCAAAUGGAUUGGAGAAUUUGUUACGACUUUUGCAUUUCCUUAUAUGGUGAAUGCGAUGAAAAAGACAGGAAUAUUUUGUGGCUUUUAUGCGGGAAUCAUUCUCAUGGGCACUUUGUAUCUCAUGUUCUUUAUGCCUGAGACAAAAUGUAAAACGUUGGAAGAGCUCGAAGAAGUUUUUCAUCAGCCUAUGAGAGUGUUGCUGAAACAGAAUAAGAAUAAUCUAAAGGAAACGUGGCAAGCUCUGAAAGGAUUCCAUGUAAACAAGAUUUGGCUUUGCUCACCUUAACUCUUAUAUGUCAUAUGCAAUGUCUUCCUAAAAGAAGAUUUAUGAAU
Galdieria sulphuraria is the source of this 1727-nucleotide messenger RNA. Its product is annotated as MFS transporter, SP family, sugar:H+ symporter. The record is from RefSeq and is a predicted model, not a curated record. Gene Ontology annotation, biological process: transmembrane transport. The transcript has 2 exons. Gene Ontology annotation, cellular component: membrane. Gene Ontology annotation, molecular function: myo-inositol:proton symporter activity. The coding region runs from base 55 to 1680 and encodes 541 amino acids. NCBI's taxonomy places the organism in Eukaryota, Rhodophyta, Bangiophyceae, Galdieriales, Galdieriaceae.